AUGGGGCGGCUGCGAUCUCGUCACGGUUGCUUGACGUGCCGAGAACGCCACGUCAAAUGUGAUGAGACGAGGUCGACUUGCGGGCAGUGUCUCAGGCAGCAACGACCGUGCCGCUGGGACGAUUCAUCCCCUCAGCUCAAGAUUAAGCGAUACCAACCGAGGCGUAUGGAUUAUCCGGUCUCUAAUGAACAAUCCCUACCACCGCCGGAAGGAGAUAAUCCAUCAAUGAAAGGGCUCUCAUACCCAUUCGGCUCUAUACAACAGCCAGAUUCAAUUUCGUGCCAACCCCCGAGCCUGACGUCACCUCCUAGAGCUCUCUCCAUCUCCGACCUUUGUCAGCAUGAGUCUCCAAGCCAGUACGGUGAUGACUCUGCCAUGAGCGUAGAUUGGAUAACCCCUACCCUUUCUGCGCUUCCACGCUGGGAAGCUUCCUAUUUGCAUCACUUUUCCACGCACCUGGCUCGGUGGCUAGACUGCACGGAUGCAUCACGACAGUUCACGCUUAACGUGACUGCCCUUGCCAAGAGCUUACCAAUUCUUCUAUAUGCUGUCAUUUCUUAUGCUGCUCGCCAUUUAGGCCAUAACAAUACAGCUGAUCAGUUCCAAGAAAAGUGCAUAGGGCUGCUCAUUCCCUUGCUGAGUACCGAGACCAUUGCCAACGACGAGACCAUCCUCUGCGCCAUAGUCAUAUUGCGGGUAUGCGAACAGCUGAGUGUCACUGUGAUUGGCGGUGAUCAGGAGAGGCAUCUAGCUGGGUUGAGUGCUCUGCUCAAGACGUCUCAAGGACGACAAGUAGACCCCUCGACACCUACACUCUCCCAAGCCGCCUUUUGGGUCUAUGUGCGACAAUGCCUCUUCAACGCCUGCGUCAAUCAACAACCACCGAAUUUGGAUUUCGAGUUGGUGUUGAUACCACCCCCACGCGUCGUCAACGGUCAAGCUGUCGACGUCAAGUCGGAGACUGCCUGGGCAAAUACCAUGACAUGGAUUUGCGCUACCGUAGUGCAUUUCUGUUUUCGUGGAAGCGUCUUGUACUCCGAAUCAUCAACAAGGAUGCAAAGGUGGCAUGAGCUGUCUGAGGCCGUUGAGAACUGGAACAAGACGAAGCCGAGUACAUUUGAUCCAAUAUGGUCUGGCGAACCAGAGCCGGGGGCGAACCCGUUUCCAGAGACCUGGUUUACAGCAGAUUGGCAUGUAAUGGCAUUUGGGUUUUAUCACCUGGCUAGGAUGCUUUUAAAGGUCUACUGUCCAUCUCCGCGAUUUGCCAUUCGGAGUAUUCAACGGGUCGUACCGGAAUCUGAUGAGUCUAUCAUGGAGCACGCCCGAGCCCUGUGUGGAGUGUGUAAAAGCUCGCCAGGAACUGUGCCGUCCCUCAUCACAUUAUGUCACUCUACAUUUAUUUGGGGUCCCUUGAUGACAGAUGAGCGAGAGCAAACAAGUCUAAUAAGCAUGCUCGAGGAUCUCGAGGCAUCGCAUGCCUGGCCAACAGCCUGGAUAAUCGAUGCUUUGCGAGAUGAGUGGUCAAGAUGCUAG
Messenger RNA from Trichoderma gamsii, 1533 nucleotides. RefSeq lists its product as hypothetical. Gene Ontology annotation, molecular function: zinc ion binding; DNA-binding transcription factor activity, RNA polymerase II-specific; transcription cis-regulatory region binding. The transcript is spliced from 8 exons. Gene Ontology annotation, biological process: positive regulation of transcription by RNA polymerase II. The record is from RefSeq and is a predicted model, not a curated record. Bases 1 to 1533 code for a protein of 510 amino acids. Gene Ontology annotation, cellular component: nucleus. NCBI's taxonomy places the organism in Eukaryota, Fungi, Ascomycota, Sordariomycetes, Hypocreales, Hypocreaceae.